Molecule: messenger RNA, 2242 nt
Organism: Ectocarpus sp. CCAP 1310/34
Lineage: Eukaryota; Phaeophyceae; Ectocarpales; Ectocarpaceae
Source: the annotation of a GenBank genome assembly
AUGGCUUUCGCGGCGGGGGUGGCCGGGACGUGUGUUUCCAUCACGGAGCACUCUGGCGGGUUUCCCACUGCGGCGUUCUUCUUCCAAUCGGCCAUGUGCCUAGUGGCUGCUACGCUGUCGCUGGUGCUGGUGGAUGGGCUAGUUUACAGCAAGGUGCAUUCGACCGAGGGAAACUGCGUGGAAACGUCGUCAUGCCUAGAUGAUAUCUGCGGUGGAUACGAUUGCGUCUGCUGGGAGCCGGAUGGGUCGACUGAUUGUUUCGACGGGACAUCAACGCGAAAGUGCUUGCAGUACCAAGGCGGCAGUUGCGACGAUAUUGAGGUGACGUGAAAACCCAAAAUGAUUUUGAUUGGCUAGCUCGCUCGAUACAGUACUGGUCUGUUCUAAAAUACGGGGGUGGUUACCCGCCGGCCAGCUCGUGGAGAAGGUGAUGGUCUGCCUGUGUAUUGCGUGGGAGCGGUUGUGAGUGGGAGAGCGAGGUGGGGGCUGCCCUGAUCGUGCAUUUUUGGCGCGCCACUUCUGCCAUCAUAUCACCCCCAGUUGUACCGUCGCUGAAUCCAACUUGUGUGCCUUUAGAGAAUUCCAGCCCGCCCACCGAUCAUGCUGUCAGGCAAAGGUGGUACGGUACGGUAAUUCCAGUACAGAACAGUACGAGACGGGACGGAAAGGAACGGUACCGUGUGGUUUGCGACGUUUCAUUGUCCGGUAUUUCCGACGUACGUGGCAGACACUUGUUGUUACCGUGUAAUAAUAGACUUGGUGGGACAGCUUGCACAUCCAACCAUCUUCCAGUUGCCAAGCUCUUGUGGCAUUUGUCGGCCACGCGGGGGUCAUCGCCAUGCCCAUCAUGCCCCCCCCCCCUCUCUGGUCCUUGCACUUUUCUGGGCGUUAUGCUUUCAGGUCUCCGAGUCGUUGCUGGCAGCGUCGACCUUCCUCCAUAUCAUCAUCAUGGCUCUCGUGGCUAUUGCGAUGCUUGUGACUUCCGCCACCUGCUGCGGCUGCAAGUACACGGUUUUCCUCCGAAGAGAGGACGGCGUUACCCGGGUACACCGCUUGUGACUUGUGAUGUAUUGUGACGAUGCAUUUUGGUUUGGGUUGUCGUCAGGAACCGGUUAGGUUUGAUUUGUUACGUGCUUUUAUGAGGACCAACGGCGGGGAACGGGUAUCGACACACGGUGCUGCAGGGUAGCACUUGUUAGCUGCUGCCUGUUUUCACGCAGCAGAUCAAAUCCAGUGCAGCGCAAAGUUAAGGUUUUUUCUGUCGGGAAGGAAGGAGUAUGGUGACGCUGACACUGACACUGACACUGACACCGCAAUAUCACCGUUCUCGGUGUGUGCCCCGGGCUGGGUAACAGGGGCCUUGCCUUUGGCCGGUCCUUGGUAGGAGUCAUUGUGGCUUUGUCCUCGUAAGAUUCAUUGUGGCUUCGUCCUCGUAAAAUUCAUUGUGGCUUUGUCCUCGUAAGAUUCAUUGUGGCUUUGUUCUCGUAAGAUUCAUUGUGGCAUCUAACCGUAUCCAUCCUUGCUUUGGCAGCGCACAAGUAGGGCACAACGCCGUUAACAUGCGCGAAAGCCCAUGGUCGUGGUACAGAUUGAUGUCACGAGGAUUGCUGCUGCAUGAUGUGGUGGCGCUUGCGGGUACAGAGCAAUGUAACAAGAUUGGCCAAUCAGAAAACUGCGGGCACCUGUUCUCUGUCUCUCGUGGCUUGCUCGGAAUAAAUUGCUUGAAUAUGUUUAAUGCUGCCGGAGGAAGAAUUGAACGUGUGUUUUUUUGCAACAUGCACUGGGGAGGUGUAAUGCAUAGUCUGUUACGUUUCAGCUGGAGAUCGCUGCCUUGUAUUUGUUCUGAUUGCGGAUUCGUUUUUUUCGCGCAGCAUCGGAAUGCUCCCUCUCAUGACUGAAAAGCGUGUGCGGUGAUUUGUAUGUAAAUGCGAAGGCGAAACCCGUUGUGGUUUCACGCGCAGCUUCAUGUCCUGCCGCUGACGCCAUAUGCGAAGGUGUACCGAUUCAGGCUCCUUUUGCCAUAGGAGCUGUUUUAGCUGCUUUGAUGGAAGGGUUGUUUUUGAGCAGUACACAGUACGACAUAUAAAUGUACCAUAACCGAGCAGGGUGCCGGUGAACACCUCCAUCAUCUCGAUGGCGUCGCGUGUUUUAACCCAAUAGUUACCUUACCUUGUUUGUAUUCUAGAAGCACAUCAUUUGUAUUGUACCAUGCAUUUCACAACAAAGCACACAGACACAACCA